GUGGCUGGAUUCUUUAAGGCUUUCAGCUCAAACUUUCAUCUGAUCGCGCGCGUCGCCUUAUCCUCCCCACACUCCCAGCUCGAGCGUGCCCGUCCGGACCGCGCGCGUCCAGUUUCGUCCCUUUCGCUGUUGACUGUACAUGCAGGCCAUGAGCUCGGCUUCCGAGGGCCUCUUCUUCACGGCUCUUCAGCCCAACUCCACCGUGAGCACGUACGCCCUGCCGCCCGAGAGCCAGCUGGGGAACGGCGGCGGCGGCGGCGGCGGCGGCGGUGUUUUCUCGGAUGAGGCGGCUCGAGCCAAGCGCGUGCAGCAGCAGGUGGCCCUGAAGCUCGCGGAGAGAACCAACACGAUCUCGCGGCAGAACGGCGGCACGCAGCAGUACGCGGCCUCAGAAUUUGGUGGUUCUUCUACAAUGACAAAGUACCAGACCUACAAUCCAGGCUUCAGCUCAAAGUCGUCCUACAUGUAUUCCACCUCCAGCAGACCAAUGAUGGCUCAGCGUAUGCCUGCAAACUCCAGCAGUGGCUACUCGUCUCGCUCAGCUGUGGAUUUUGGCGGCAGAUCUCAGAUGAGCAGAGGGGCUGGUGCAGGAAUGAUGUAUAGCCAUGACGAUGGCAUGAUGAUGGGCAUGGGCUCCGGCGGGUACCAGGCUGGAUACCAAGCUGGAUACCAGGGUGGAUACCAGGGUGGAUACCAAGGUGGAUUCCAGGGCGCAAGCCAGGGCGGACAGUCUCAACACCAACAGAUUACCACGAUAAAUCGCCCUGUAAGUCGAUCUGCAGGCCCAGAGCCUGAUGUUGCCUCUCUGCGCUCCUUUCGCAUUCAGUCUUUGCCUCAGCAGCAGUCUGUGACGACGUGGAUGACACAAGACGGCAGUGAGGGAAGCCUGGUGUCUGAUCACGAUGCCGCCUACAUGCGUCAGGAGGCAUCCUACGGCAUGAGCAAUGGCUACGCAUCUACGUACCCAAGGCCAGCCGUGUAUUCAGCAGCCAGCAAUGGCUUCAGCUCUGGGGCUGUUCAGACCUCCAUGACGCUGCCCCCCAUGAGACGCUCCCUGAGUGGCACUCUGGCCCGCAGUGGAGGUGGAGGAGCAGCAGUGGAAGAGGAUUCCUACGUCCGCCAGUCCUUCAAAGGCCCCUCGCAGCGCACCAUCAACAGAAUCACCCAGCGCCAGGUUCGCAACUCCAUGUCCGCAGGGAGUGUCCAAGGAGGAGGUGGAGGAGGGGGCUUUAUGAUUGGUGGAAGUUCUCAGGGUAACCUGGCCAUGAUGCAGCAGGGCAGGCUGUCCCGCGCCGCCUCCAUGAGGAGUGUUGUCAGUGUUGGAAAAGGCAAGGAUGUCUUCGAUGGCAUGGAUAUGGCUGGUAGCAUGGGCAACCUGAGCGGAAUCAAUACUCUGGACAUGCCAACUGCUGUUUCCUAUCUGGAUUCCCCUGAUGUAGAAACGCAGGUUCUGGGAGCUGCCUAUAUCCAGCAUGAGUGCUACCACAACAACGAUUCUAAGAAGCUGGUGAAUCAGCUGAAAGGUAUAGUUCCUCUGGUUCACUUGUUUACCAGCGAGAGCGAGGAAGUGCAGCGCUACGCCACCGGAGCAGCCAGGAAUCUCAUCUAUGAGAACAUGGAAAACAAAGUGGCUCUCAUUGAGGCUGGAGGAAUUCCUCAGCUCAUGGUUGCCCUGAAAGAACCAGAUGAUGAGCUCCACAAGAACAUCACUGGAAUUCUGUGGAAUCUCUCCUCUAAGGAUAACCUGAAGGAAAAGUUGGCGAGGGAGACCCUUCCUAAACUGACUGAGGAGGUACUCAUUCCUCUCUCUGGCACAGGAGAGAGAGAGAUCAUUGAACACACUCCUUCAGAGGCAGAUAUCUUCUUCAACACCACUGGAUGCCUCAGGAAUCUGAGCUCAAUAAAUGAGAAAACCCGACAGCAGAUGAGAGAGACUCAUGGUCUGGUGGAUGCUCUGGUGGGAUACAUUCAGAGGUCUCUGGAUGAAAGCAGUGUAGAGGACAAGGGAGUGGAGAAUUGUGUGUGUGUAUUGCGAAACCUGUCUUAUCAGCUGUACAGCGAGAUUCCCCCCUCAGCACUCAUGCGUUUGGAGGGUCCCACACGAGCCCAGGCUUCAUCCAAAGGAGAGGCUAUCGGCUGCUUCACUCCUCAGAGCAAGAAAGCCAAAGACAGACAAGAUAAGGACCUGACAACGUUUACGGAGGUGGCUCGAGUACCAAAGGGCAUUGAGUGGCUGUGGCAUCCGAAGGUGGUAGAGCUGUAUAACAAAGUCCUGCAGCGGUGUGAAGUGAACACCAUCACCCGAGAGGCAGCUGCCGGAGCCCUGCAGAACAUUACAGCUGGGGACAAACGGUGGGCGUCCAUCCUGAGCCGUGUGGCCUUAGAACAGGAGCGCAUGCUGCCUGUGGUUCUAGAUCACCUCAGGACAAACAGUGAUCUAGAGCUGCGAUCCCUCACUGGCUUCCUCAGGAACCUGUCUCGUCAUGCCAGGGACAAGAAUGACAUGGCCACCAAGGUGGUGAGUAACCUGGUGUCCAAACUGCCAGCAGACGGCUUCCAGAAGGAGCCCUCGGCCGAUGUAGUCGUAAACAUCUGCGGUGCACUCAACAACCUUGUGACCUGCAGUGAGGUGGCAGCACGGGACAUCACUUACUUUGAUGGCCUUCCCAAGCUGGCGGGCAUCAAGAACUCUAAUGAUAACAGUCCUGCGAAAGUGAAGGCAGCCAAAGCAGCAUCCACAGUCCUCUGCAAUAUGUUCCAGUAUAAAAAACUACACAAAGACUACAAGAAGAAAGGAUUCCAGCGACAGGACUUUGCAGACAUGACCAUGUAGAUGUAAACAAAGACUGUGAGAGUGUAACUACAUGUAGUAUGUGGACAGUGCUGUAAAUAAUGAGUGACAUGAUAAAAGAAGAACACUUCAGAACACUUCAGCUGACUGACUGUUGUUCAGCUGUGUUCCACCGUCUGCCAUUUGCCCAGCUCAACACAACCUGCCGCAGAAUACGGAAACAACGCACGUCAAGACCAUAGACUGUAUAUAAAGAUGGACGCCGUAUUGCCGUUCCCAUUCAUUCAAUGAAAAUGAAGCCAAAAUCUUUCGCCAUUUUGGCGAUUCAGAGACCCGAGUCUGCGCAGUAGAGACCAGAGGAGGGAGAAAGGCUGUGGAGAGACCGCCUACUCAUUUAAAUAACCCCGCCCCUGAGGGCUGCCUCGCAGUCACAGACUGCAGAGCGGGGCGGAGCGGAGCGGUUAUUGGUCCCGCCCAUAAGCAGCCCUUUUACCAUAACCACACCUUUUUUAAUAGAGCCGAAUAAAGUUUUAAAAACCGAAUUCUGUGUGGAUAUAAAAAUUUGACAAUAUAAGCAGAGGUUACACUAGCUGUUGCAUUUAAAUAAUGGAGGUAGAAUUACAGUAUAUUAGAAAAAAACGUGAUUGAAAGUUGUCUGUUUUGCCAUUGAAACCUAUGGGAAUGGGUGGAGUUACACAGCUUUCUGCAGCCGAACAGCAGGGGGCGCCCGACCUGUGGUGGCUUCACUUUUAAGAGACGAUGCUCUGUCCAGCUAUAUACAGUCUAUGGUCAAGACCAACAGUGGAGAUAAACAAAUCAUUUGCAGAUGACUCUUGACUUUUUGGAUAAAGAUUGCACCUUAGCAGAAUUUGCAUCGACCUCAAUUCAUUAUCAUCUUCAGGGACUUUUGCACAGCACCCUCAGCAGCAUCCAGCCUGGAUUUUUACUGGAUUUUGACUUUUACUAUCCAAAAUACUGGAUUUUUACAGUAAUACAGACUGGGCCAGAUGGAGCCAAUGAGUUCAUUUUUCUAAAUUUCUAUCCUGUAAAUUUUUUUGUGUAUAAAUAUUAGUUUUUUUUACAUCCCAAGAUGUGGGAAAGAGGGCUUUGGGGUUUAUCGGUAAUGAAUGUGAGAAACGAGUGCAAUAUAUUGCAUAUACUGCACAGAUAUGAAAAGGGUAUUGAUAUAACAGAAUAGAUCUUUAAAUGCAGAGUGAAAGUGUGUUCCAUUUUUCUACAUGAUGUACAAUAUAUUAUCUACAUAUUAUACUCAUUCAGAUACAACAGAGAAACUUUUAGCAUGUUAUUUUUCUGAACUGCUUUGUUGGAUUGAUGUUGGUGCUUUUUUGUUUUAAAUAGCUUGUUUUUUUUUUCUUAUCUUUAGCCUUACUUAUAAAAUAGAGUAUAAAAUCAUAUACUUGUGCCUGCUAGCAGAGUUGAACUGAAGAGCUAUGUUCUAUAUUUUCAUAGUAUUUUAUGAGGACCUAAUAUGGUAAGAAUCCGUAAGUCCAUUUGAAUGUCUGAAUGUAAAUGUUGCUCUUUGCUGCAUUACAAAGCACUAAAGCUAUAUUUUCACUGUCCAAAGCAGUAAGGUUAUAUAAGAAGGCAAACAUGUCCUUAAUUUCUUAUGUAAGUUAACAUUAAGAGGUUUUAUUUUUGAGAAUUUGUUUCUAAGUAUAUAAAAAAGCAGUUUUUUUGGACAGUGAUAAUGUAAAAAAAUGUCUGACUUGCCAAAAUACAACUUUGUUUUCAGAUACUUCUUACAUUUCCAAGUGAUAAUACAGAUCAUAUUACUAUAGUAGAACAAUAAACAUAAAAAUGGGUAUUUUUAUGUUUAAAGUUCUCUUAUUCUAGUUAUUGUGUGUACUGAGUGUUUGAUUCAUGCUGAUUGGUGUAGGUGUGUAAAUUUAACUUGGUUGUGUAUGCUUGACCCUACCUUAUUCUAAUUAUGACAAAAACAUAUUUUUGAUGUUAUGAAUGAAAGUGAUCUCAUGGUGUUCUUGUUGUAUUGGUUAUUUCUGCAAAGCAAAAUUCAUACACUGCCCGUUUACUAAAAUUAUUCAGUAAUAGCUGUCAUUAUCCCUGUCUUAUCUACUUAACACUUAACUGUACAACAUUCUCAAGUGUCAUAAGUGCCAUGUUAAAAUAAAAUGAAUAAAGGGAAGUUUUAUUCA
Molecule: messenger RNA, 4965 nt
Organism: Astyanax mexicanus (Mexican tetra)
Lineage: Eukaryota; Metazoa; Chordata; Actinopteri; Characiformes; Acestrorhamphidae
Gene: pkp3a
Product: plakophilin 3a
Exons: 13
Coding region: 140-2833 (897 amino acids)
Biological process (GO): cell-cell adhesion; cell-cell junction assembly
Cellular component (GO): nucleus; cytoplasm; plasma membrane
Molecular function (GO): cadherin binding
Source: RefSeq, a predicted model, not a curated record